AUGUCUUUUACCAAGAUCGCUGUUCUAUAUAUCGCUUGUCUUGCUUCGCCGUGUCUGGGUUUGUUUAAUCUAGGCGUUCCGGGGAUCAGUUGGUCUUACGACUAUGUAAUUGUCGGUGGCGGUACUUCCGGUCUCGCUAUCGCCACAAGAUUGGCUGAGGACUCAGGAGUGAGCGUCGCUGUUGUUGAGGCUGGUGGGCACUAUGAGGUUGAAGGUGGUAUCUACAGCAUUAUUCCUGGAUUCGCCGCGGCAGCGAAUACCGGCACCGACCCAUCUGAUGAUUCCUUGCUUAUUGAUUGGAAUUUCGAUACGCUGCCCCUGUCGGCUGCAAAUGAUCGAGUUCUCCGCUAUUCUAGAGGAAAAUGUCUGGGUGGCACUUCUGCCCGCAACCUUAUGGUCUACCAGCGCGGAACCAAGGAUUCAUAUGAUCAAUGGGCAGAUAUCACCGGUGACUCCUCGUGGGAGUGGGAAUCAGUGUUGCCAUCCUUCAAGAAGAGCUGUACUCUCACGCCACCAGACAUGUCCAAGCGUAAUGCAAAUUCAAGUGUGAUCUAUAGUGCAGACGCUUUUGACAACAGCAUGAAAGGCCCUCUGCAAGUUUCUUGGCCUAAUUAUGGCUCCCCCUUCGCAACGUAUGUGGAGGCCGGGCUCGAAGCAAUAGGCAUCCUUUCAGGACAAGAUUUCAAUAGCGGCUACCUUAAUGGCUCCUCCUGGGCACCUACAACAAUCGACCCCAAAGAUGAAACGCGAAGUUCUUCGAAAACAAGCUUCCUGAACCAGUCUCUGUUGAAGCUAAAUUUCAACGUCUAUGCGCAUACCCUGGUAAAGAAAAUCAACUUCAGUGGGACUAAAGCUAAGAGCAUCAAUGUCGAGACCCUUGGUACCCCGUAUACCCUAACAGCAAAAAAGGAGAUCAUUGUAUCUGCUGGAACCUUCCAAUCCCCUCAACUUCUAAUGGUCUCUGGUGUGGGACCCAAGUCAACAUUAGAAAAGCUCGGUAUCAAAGUCGUGGCAGAUCUUCCAGGCGUGGGACAGAACCUCUGGGACCACGCCCUUUUCGGCGUCGUUAACAGAGUGAACGUGGAAACAGCAAGCCGGCUAGUAAAUGACCAAACCGCCGCCACGGAAGCACUCGCGCUAUACGCCCUCAAACAAGGCCCUCUCACAGCCCCAGGCUUCGGCAUUCUCGGCUGGGAGAAACUCCCCAGCGAUGCCCGCAAGCACUUCACCAACAGCACCCGCAAAGCCCUGGACACCUUCCCGGCCGAUUGGCCUGAAAUCGAAUACAUCAGUCUCGACGGAAUCCUAGAUGGCUGGCACAGCGCCGACGACCAAGACCUCGGUGACGGGUACGAGUAUGGUACCAUCGCGCCAUCCCUCGUCGCCCCUCUCUCUCGCGGCUCCGUCACAAUCAAUAGCACAGAUACCAGCGCUGCCCCCGUCAUCGACCUCGGCUACCUCACCCACCCGGCAGACCAGGAAGUCGCAGUUGCGGCACUCAAGCGCGCGCGCAAGGCCUUCAACGCGACGGGCAUCACCAUCGGCGAGGAACAUAGUCCCGGCCCGGACGUACAGACGGAUGGGGAGAUCCUUGAAUUCAUCCGCUCCACUAUCGUGCCGGUCUGGCAUGCUGCUGGGACCUGUGCGAUGGGCAAGUCCACGAACCCUGAUGCAGUCGUCGACUCGAAUGCUAAGGUUAUCGGCGUCCAGAACUUGCGUGUUGUUGAUGCGAGUAUUUUCCCUACUUUGCCCCCGGGUCAUCCGCAGAGUACGUGCUAUAUGGUUGCGGAGAAGAUUGCAGCCGCUAUCAAGAAUGGGAAUUAG
This is a messenger RNA of Aspergillus puulaauensis, 1824 nucleotides long. Its product is annotated as GMC family oxidoreductase. The transcript has 3 exons. Gene Ontology annotation, biological process: secondary metabolite biosynthetic process. The record is from RefSeq and is a predicted model, not a curated record. Gene Ontology annotation, molecular function: flavin adenine dinucleotide binding; oxidoreductase activity, acting on CH-OH group of donors. The coding region runs from base 1 to 1824 and encodes 607 amino acids. Lineage: Eukaryota; Fungi; Ascomycota; Eurotiomycetes; Eurotiales; Aspergillaceae.